Molecule: messenger RNA, 228 nt
Organism: Protopolystoma xenopodis
Lineage: Eukaryota; Metazoa; Platyhelminthes; Monogenea; Polystomatidea; Polystomatidae
Source: the annotation of a GenBank genome assembly
AUGUUGCGUCAAUACUUGAGUAUCUGUCAACCAGAGUCAAUACAUGGCUGGCCUCAUGGUCGAUGGAACCCUGAAGAUGGAGUCGAUCAUGACAUAGUAAAGCGUCUUCUUCUGAUGAGAUGGACAGACCCAGAUCUUGGUAAAGUAAAUACUCGCGAAAUUACUGUGCUCCACUUUACAGCACAUUGGUCGCUCGAUAAGCAGCUUCAAGUCAACCAAAUUGAAUAA